AAGCUCAACUUAGAGAAGCAAUUCUAACUUCCAAAGAAGAAUACGAGUCCAAAAAUUCAAUGCAAGAAGAAGAAACUAUUUUUUCAAGUAAUGAUACUAUCACUAAUGAUAAAUCAAACGUUAAAAGAAAAAAAUCAGGAAUUCAAGAAUUUAAACAAGAUAAUAAAAACUUAAAUAAACGUUUAAGAUCAAAAGUUAGAACUAAAGAUAGUAAUAUUGAAUCCAGUAAAUCUAAUAAAUCUAAUAAUAAUCGUAAGAAACAAAAAACAUCAAGAUUGAAUGAAAUUUCAAAUAAGUCAACAAAAGAUCAACCUGAUUAUAAAUUGGGAAGAGCCUGGUUACAACAAUUAAUAGAAGAGAAAAUAGCAAGACAAUCUAACAAAAAAACCACGAUUCAACAAUCUGAAAAUGAUGAUAAAGAACUUGAUGAAAGUAGAGGAAAUAAAUUACUUCCAUAUGAGAAAAGAAAUCUUUAUAUUUACAAAAAAAUAAAAGCAAGAUAUGAGCACAAGAUUAAGUGUGCAUCGGAAGAAAAUAGAUUUGUUGUUGAAACAUUAAAAGAGAAAAUAAAAGCUCUGAAAGUCAAGAUAUUCUCAACGUUAGAAGAGCUUAAAGUUUUAUCUUCCUCCACUUCUGCUGCUAUUGUAAAAAGGCCAAAACCUGAAUAUAAUCAAUAUCUUGAUAAACUUUUUACUAAACAACCAUGGAUGACUAGGAAAGAUAUGAAAUAUUUAACUGAUUUAUUCACUAACCCAGAAUCGAUCGUCUCAUUUAUUAUAAUUAAGAAAAUCAUUAAUAUGGAAAAUUUUAAUAGGUUCACAGAUGAACAAAAAAUUCGCGUUAUGAAUUUAAUUCCUAGAGAAGACAUCGUACCAAUUGCAAGUAUAACAGGUGAACCUAUUGAUACUCCAUAUAUAGAACGUCAACGUACUUCCAAUGGUGAAACUCUUUAUGAGGCAGGAAUCAAUGGACAAAUUGUCAGCCUUGAUCCAAAAGUGGUAACACCUCGGUUUGAUUUUUGGUUGUCAGAUGAUGUAAAAGAUGCUAGAUGGUGGUGGCAACUUAGCAUCGAGUAUGGAUAUUUUACAAAUUAUGGUGUAAAUCAGCAAUGGGAUGAAUAUGAAAAAUUUAGAUGUGAUCUUCCCAGUUAUUGGAAGAGCGAUGCAUUUGAAGAAAUGUGGGGAGAAGCUUUAAAAGAAGGUGUUGGUAAGAUUCAAUUAGCAGGAGAUUCUGCCAAAAUAACACUUCCAGAUCUUGUUAAAGCAAUGGUUAUCAAAGAAGGUGAUACAUUGAUAUAUAAACGGGGCUUUGCGAAAAUUGACAUUACUGUUACAAUGGAACUUAAGGUGAUAAAAGUAAAUAGAAACAAUGGAUGUAUGACUGUAAGAAUCGGGACGGACGAGAAAACUAAAGUGAUCGAAGAUGUUCAAAGACCAACAAGUUUAGAGAAUGAAAUAUUAGAUUUUGAUGGUAGAAUUCCAAAAGUUUCACGACCACAUGGAAAUGCAUUCAAGAAUUUAUCUAUUGUUAAAUCUGAAAGUUACAAACCAACAAUAUUUGAACUUCGUAAAGAAUAUUGGGCUAAAAGUCAUAAUUAA
Entrophospora candida is the source of this 1598-nucleotide messenger RNA. The record is from the annotation of a GenBank genome assembly. Lineage: Eukaryota; Fungi; Glomeromycota; Glomeromycetes; Entrophosporales; Entrophosporaceae.